AACGGAUAACAACUCAACACCUAACCUUACUUUAAAAAUCCCCUUCCUCUCAUCUCUUCUAUCCUUAAUUCCUCCGUACACAAGAAACAUUUUUCUUGCAAAUAAAAAAAUGGUGAACUUGGUUGAAGCACAAAAACCAUUGUUACAUGGCCUAAUGAAAUUAGCUGGAAUCAGACCUCAUAGUAUAGAGAUAGAACCAGGCACAAUUAUGAAUUUUUGGGUUCCUUCUGAAACCAUAAUUCAAAAAACGAAGAAAAACAAAAAAAUCACAACCACUACUCCUCUCUCCAACAACCAAUAUGCUAUUUCCCCUGAUUCCACCACCGAACCCGACCCGAACAAACCCGUGGUCGUACUAAUCCACGGCUUUGCCGGCGAAGGAAUAGUGACGUGGCAAUUUCAAAUCGGUGCAUUAACUAAAAAAUACUCUGUUUAUGUACCGGACCUACUUUUCUUCGGCGGAUCAGUUACGGAUAGCUCCGAUAGAUCGCCGGGUUUUCAAGCAGAGUGUUUGGGUAAAGGGCUGAGGAAAUUAGGCGUGGAAAAAUGCGUAGUGGUUGGAUUUAGUUAUGGAGGAAUGGUGGCGUUUAAGAUGGCGGAAAUGUUUCCAGAUUUAGUUGAGGCGUUGGUGGUGUCUGGAUCGAUAUUAGCGAUGACUGAUUCCAUUAGCACUACCACGCUCAAUGGUUUGGGAUUUUCAUCUUCUUCGGAGCUGCUGCUGCCUACCUCUGUUAAGGGUCUUAAGGCCCUGCUAAAAGUGGCUGCUUACAAGAAGCUUUGGUUCCCUGAUCGUCUUCAUAGAGAUUUUCUCGAGGUAAUGUUCACCAACAGAAAGGAAAGAGGAGAGCUGCUAGAAGGGUUGGUGGUGAGCAACAAAGACACAAGUAUUCCAAAUUUUCCACAGAGAAUACAUCUCCUCUGGGGUGAGAAUGAUCAAAUUUUCAAUUUGGAGCUUGCUCAGAACAUGAAACAUCAACUGGGUGAGAAGACUACAUUUCAUGGCAUAGACAAGGCAGGGCAUCUGGUUCACCUAGAACGACCUUGCGUUUAUAACAAGUGUCUCAAGCAGUUCCUUACAUCCCUGCAUGCAGAAAAAGCCCAAAAGUGAAGGACACUACUGCAAAGUUCACUAUCGUAAUAUCAUGUAACUUUUUGUCAAUGAAAAGGAAAACAACUAUGUGCUUCCUCUGUAAUAUUAGUUACUAUGUAAUUUGGGUUCAGAAUUUGAAAUCAUCAUCUUAAACAAAUAUAUACAAACAUAUAUUGCAAA
Messenger RNA from Solanum lycopersicum (tomato), 1270 nucleotides. RefSeq names its product alpha/beta fold family protein. The record is from RefSeq and is marked validated. Lineage: Eukaryota; Viridiplantae; Streptophyta; Magnoliopsida; Solanales; Solanaceae. Gene Ontology annotation, molecular function: catalytic activity.